AUGACCAACGAGACUCAAGAAGAGACCCCAAUUGUGAAAUUGCGUGGAGCAAAAAAUGGCUCGACAAAUGUGAAUGCUCAGGCUCAUUCAGCUCUUGCACGUGGAAUUGAGGCGCUUAACGAGGGUGAAUUUACCGAGGAAACUGAAGAGAUUCGAAAACUUGAUACUCAACUUGAUCAUCUUAAUGAUUAUAUGUCAAGAAUGGAAGAGAGACUUAAGGUAACUUAUAUUUUAAAAGAAAACAAGAAUAAUUUUUGAAAAUUUAGGCGCACAACGAUCGUAUGAUGGAAACAUUGAAGCAACAAAAAGAGGAGCGUGAAAAACGUCGUCGAAGUUUCCACGAACGAAUGUCUCAAAGUCAAUCGGAAGAUCAAGAAUUCAAAGAGCAAAUGAAAAACAUUUUGAAGCGAGUGCAAUCGGUGAAAAAGACCUGA
Messenger RNA from Caenorhabditis angaria, 434 nucleotides. The record is from the annotation of a GenBank genome assembly. NCBI's taxonomy places the organism in Eukaryota, Metazoa, Nematoda, Chromadorea, Rhabditida, Rhabditidae.